Oncorhynchus tshawytscha (Chinook salmon) is the source of this 1046-nucleotide messenger RNA. Its product is annotated as NACHT, LRR and PYD domains-containing protein 1 homolog. NCBI's taxonomy places the organism in Eukaryota, Metazoa, Chordata, Actinopteri, Salmoniformes, Salmonidae. The coding region runs from base 35 to 892 and encodes 285 amino acids. Gene Ontology annotation, molecular function: cysteine-type endopeptidase activator activity involved in apoptotic process. The record is from RefSeq and is a predicted model, not a curated record. The transcript is spliced from 5 exons. Gene Ontology annotation, biological process: regulation of apoptotic process; regulation of canonical NF-kappaB signal transduction. Gene Ontology annotation, cellular component: NLRP3 inflammasome complex.
UUGUUCAGGGACCAACCCUUCCCUGAGGAAUGAGAUGAAGAUUCUUCAUGUAGAGGAACAUGGAGUGUCUUUAGAGGAAGUGCAUGAGGUCACCAGAUUCCAUGCUAAGAUUCUCCAUCCCAAGUUCUCAGCUAUCUCUCUGAUACUGAGGUUACUGUCUUGGAACGUAGAUGUCCACUGUGAGCUGAUGCUCUAUCUGACAGUGAAAAGGGAAACACUAAUUCCACGCCUGUACCUGUUCCCCAGUAACCCCGGCCAAAUACAGGCUGUGGAACAACAGGAAAUAAAGUUUCAAGGAUCUAAAAGGUUUCCCAACACAAGACCAGAGCGGUCCUUCAAACUGAAUAGUUACUUCAGACUGAACAUUCCCUGUUCUACCUCCAUCAAUCCACCGAGGGUUCAUCUCAUACAUAGAGACACCACACCAAGCUUUUUCAGGGCGGUUGUGAAAAUGACAGGGAUUGACAUUGCGAUGGAAUUAUUUGGUGAUGAUGAGACGACAGCGUGGAAAGAAAUAGUACCAACAGAUGAAUACAUCACUGACACCCAUUCAACUAGUGCUGUGUUGGGGGCAGGGCGUCCGCCUGAGAGAAGUCUGACUUGUUCUACAAAACUGCAGCUGCGUUCUGUACGGACAGAGUUUGUGAAACGAGUAUCAGGACCUGUCCUGAAUGAACUGCUGGACGGACUCCUGCAACACACAGUCAUCAACCAGGAGGAAAUGGAGUCAGUGAAGGUGAUAGCUGAGAGGGCAGAGAAGGCACGUGACAUCAUCGACAUGGUGUUGAGAAAAGGAACUGAGUCGUGUUCCAGGAUGAUCAACCUUCUUCGGGAUAUUGACCCCUAUCUUUGGUCAAUGCUUCAGAUUAACAGUGUUGGGGUACCAACCUAAUGGUAGAAUGUAUAGUAACAGUGUUGGGGUACCAACCUAAUGGUAGAAUGGAUAGUAACAGUGUUGGGGUACCAACCUAAUGGUAGAAUGGAUAGUAACAGUGUUGGGGUACCAACCUAAUGGUAGAAUGGAUAGUAACAGUGUUGGGGUAUCA